Messenger RNA from Symbiodinium sp. CCMP2456, 2163 nucleotides. The record is from the annotation of a GenBank genome assembly. NCBI's taxonomy places the organism in Eukaryota, Dinophyceae, Suessiales, Symbiodiniaceae.
AUGGCACGUUGUGGAUUGUUGGCAUGGCAUCGAGGCGUUCUCGCCGUCUUGGUCCCACAUGCAGUCGCGAGGGCGGAAAGUCUGCUGGCACAGAAGUCCGUCCGCAGCGUUCAAGAAUGGCAAGAUAGCCUCGCCGACGAGACGGCAGCAUUGCGGGAUGUCUCGUCAGAUGUUUGUUGGCAGGCCGGUUUCACAAAGGAAAAAUGCUGUCGUGGGGAUGCAUCGACGGCACCUGAGUGUUGGGAUGGAAGUUACAGCUUUGGUGAGUGCUGCCCCAAUGCCGACUGCUGGGUCGGGGAGUUUUCGUAUGACUUCUGCUGCGGAGCCAAGUACGGGCCUGGGGGUAACACGGCCUGCUGGGCUGGCUCCUUCACUCAUCAGCUUUGCUGCUUGGCCAAUGCGACGUCGAACAGUUGGGCAGAUGUUCUUGCAUCACAAGUUGAAACGGAGCAGUUUUACAAGAUGGACGACUUCUACACUGAUGCGCAAUAUGGAGAUGAGUGGGGCUAUUAUUCGAAGGGGCAUGUACUUCUGGGCGGAGGCAAAGCUGGCCAAGGAGACACACAGGGCACACAGCAGUUUGCCCAUUUCACUACCUAUCCCAUGGCGCUCUCGCCACACUUUGCAAGAGUCUUCUGCCGCUUGCUCUUCGUGAUGUGGGUUCAGCUUAACGAGCGUGCCCCGUUCCGCGUUGUGGAGAUGGGCGCAGGUUCCGGUCAGCUGGCCUACGAUACACAGCAGUGUGUGCGAACAAAUGCCCUGGGGCUGGCGCCCGCUGUGUGGCGUCGCUGGACUGCGGCUUUCGAGUAUACCAUAAUGGAAAGGUCUCCUGCACUUCGCAAACGGCAGCAAUCUCGGGGACUUCGGUCCGUGUCUGGAGAUGCGCAGAGCACGGCCAGUUGCAAGUCGGUGUUAGCAGCACUGGCAGCGUCAACUGCGUGCCAAGGCGCAGAGGGCUUGGAUGCCCCAGAAUGCGAGGCGAGAGAUCGCGGCACGGCAGAAGCGGGUGCUUCUGUGGUACUUUCCAACGAGCUGCUGGAUGCCUUUGCGCCGGUAAAGCUUCGGUUUGGUCUUUAUGGAAAACCGAAUAUCACCGACUGUGGUUCCUGGCAGGAAGUACGAGUAGUGCACACAAUACCGGAGGACAGGCUGCACCAGCUUUUGAUGGUCAUGGGCUUCUCGGAGGCAUGGACCGAAGGAACGAUUCAACAAGUGCGCAGCUACACUGAGAGCACAUUCUGCGCUAUGGCCAACACAUCCAUCGGCCGUGAGGCUCAGGAGAAGGUAGCUGUAAACACGUCGUGUCUGGCCAUUGCCUUCAGCUUGAGUGAGUUGGUGAAUCACUUGGAUCUUGGAAUCCCUUUCGCAUCGCACAAUAUGCGGAUGCGGAUAAGGAAGGACUCAAAACUAUCGGAUCGACUCCGCGCAGUCACCAGUCGUCUGGACAGUGAGCUGCGAAGUUCUGUGGCCAUGCCUCGGGACAUUUAUCGCCAGGUGCGCCACCAGCUGCGUGAUUUGCCGGAUGUGGAGGCUGAGUUCCUGCAUGCGACGCAGACCCACCUGCUCCCGGUUUCGUUGUCGGAGGAGCGCUGCGAUGAGCUUGCGUGGUGGUUUGAUGCCCAUGAGCCACGCAUAGCACGACUGGCCUUGUUCUACAGAAAGCUGGGCUAUCCGGCUGUCCACGUCGUCGUGCGGCCAGGGGAGGACAACUUCAUCGACUUGGUAGACUGUCUCCUGGGCCCUACUGGCGGCUACAAGCUUAGUCUCGACUACGGUGCCAACUUCGAGGGAUUGGUCCACAGCCUCAGCGUCGAUGGAGACAAUGAUGGUAUCUUCGUGCCACCGAUCCCGCAUGAACUCAUGGCAGGCUUGCCAGAAUGCCAUAACUUUUGGCCGAAGUGUGCUGGGCGCAUUGACUGGACCACUUUUGUGGACUUCACGAACUUGGCAGCUGCCGGUGAGAGGCGCGGAUGGCGGACGUUGUUCUACGGUCCCCAGAACCUCCUGGAACAGUUCAGCAGAUUGAACUUGACUCUGCACGUCCAUCAGCAGCACCGGUUUCUGUUUGAGAUGCUCAGCAGCACGCUCGCGCAACUGAGGGCAGGUCGUACUCUGUUCCCGGCUAUGCCGUGUUGCAAGAUGAUUGGAUCUCUCGUCACAUAA